AUAUGAGAAACUUUGACGCUUGCGUGUUUUCGUUGUAAUUUUGACGUAUGUUGUCAAAGGGGCGUACAAAAUUAAUUAUCAACAAAACAGACGCCAUUUUGGUAAUAUAGAAAUAUAAAAGAAAGUAUUUUGAAUAAAUCUGAAACAUCCUACAAUUUUUUGUUAACAUUUUGAAAGUAAUGUGUCUGUGAUAUAUACUAAUUAUUCAUAUAAACGAUAUUUUCGUUUUAACUGAUAUGUGUUAAAAUUAUCUUUUGUGUUAUUAAAGAAUAUUUGUAAAGGUAUCUGAAAUAUAAACUAUAAAGUGACUGAAAAAAUGAGUACUAAAGAUGAUGAGUACGAUUAUUUAUUUAAAGUUGUUCUUAUUGGUGAUUCUGGUGUAGGAAAAAGUAAUUUAUUAUCAAGAUUCACUAGAAACGAAUUUAAUUUGGAAUCUAAAUCAACCAUAGGAGUUGAAUUUGCUACUAGAAGUAUACAGGUGGAUGGUAAAACGAUCAAGGCUCAGAUAUGGGAUACGGCCGGUCAAGAAAGAUACCGAGCUAUAACGGCCGCUUAUUACCGCGGCGCCGUCGGUGCAUUGCUCGUCUAUGACAUAGCCAAACAUCUGACAUACGAAAACGUCGAACGUUGGUUACGCGAAUUACGCGAUCACGCCGAUCAGAACAUAGUAAUCAUGUUAGUCGGCAACAAAUCCGAUCUGAGGCAUUUGCGUGCCGUUCUUACAGAAGAAGCUAAAGCUUUUGCAGAAAGAAACGGACUCAGUUUCAUUGAAACGUCCGCUUUAGAUUCCACUAACGUCGAUAUGGCUUUCCAAAAUAUACUCACAGAGAUCUAUAGAAUUGUGUCUCAAAAACAGAUAAGAGACCCUCCAGAAGGAGAUGUAAUCCGACCACAAAAUGUAGAACCAAUAGAUAUGAAACCAACUAUGAAUUCUGAUGGCGUGCGCAAGCAAUGUUGCCAGUAAUAAAUAAACAAAAAAAAUUAGCAAUAAUAUGCAUGUUACACUAAAUAUCAAUUUCAGCCGGUAGUGCUGCGUUGUCCAACUCACUGUGGCUACUUUUCAUAUUUAUUUACUGUAUUUUUAAUUCUAAUUUAGCAGAAAUUUUUCAAAAAUGUGGCUACCGCCAAAAACAUUUCGUUUAACGCUGAGCACUUAGUACGCUGUUCACUAUUCAGUUUGUAUAUUAUUCUUGUCCCAUUUGAUACUGUUUAAAAGAAAAUAUAUAUAUGAUAUUUAAUAAUUAAAGAGAGAAGGUUUAGUUAUUUAUGUUUAUAGAUGUAUGUCUAAGGAUGAAACAGGACAUUCAUUACCUUUGGUGCAUAUUUAUUGUUACAUUCGAGUAUUAAAAAUAUACAAUCAUAUAGUUAGUUAUGUUUUUUCUUAGAUAAAGAAUAGAACUUUGCUGGUUUGACUUUGAAAUUAAAAUUUGAAAAAUUUUGAGAAUUUGUCAAGAGUUGAACCAGCUUGUUGGAAUUCUUUAUUGUGUUAUGUAUCGUAAUGAUUAAACAAGAGAAUGUACCACACUUAACCGUUUGUAAUUAAUCAAUGAUUAGAAUAUUUUGGAAGAAUCAAUUCAUACAACUAGAUUUAUAGCAUGGUCAAAUUUGUAUGUAUUGAUUCAGGUAUAGUUUUUAUUUUUUGCAAAUUCAUCGCACUUCAAAAUGAUGUGUCGGGUUAUAUGUGAUUUUUGUGUAGGUAUUUGUAGAGACAUAUUCAAUAUAAAAAAAAUGUAGAUACAGUUCUACCGCCAUAAUAUAUUGAUUCUUUUAUUUUGACAUUAUGAACAAAACGGUAUACUUGUUGUCAACUGUAAUAUAAGCUUCUUAUUAAAAUUAUAAA
Messenger RNA from Diorhabda carinulata, 1840 nucleotides. RefSeq names its product ras-related protein Rab-11A (gene Rab11). Gene Ontology annotation, biological process: exocytosis. The coding region runs from base 317 to 964 and encodes 215 amino acids. Gene Ontology annotation, molecular function: GTP binding; GTPase activity. The transcript has 5 exons. Gene Ontology annotation, cellular component: recycling endosome. NCBI's taxonomy places the organism in Eukaryota, Metazoa, Arthropoda, Insecta, Coleoptera, Chrysomelidae. The record is from RefSeq and is a predicted model, not a curated record.